Phlebotomus papatasi is the source of this 5635-nucleotide messenger RNA. RefSeq names its product integrin alpha-PS1 (gene mew). Gene Ontology annotation, biological process: cell adhesion mediated by integrin; integrin-mediated signaling pathway; cell-matrix adhesion. Lineage: Eukaryota; Metazoa; Arthropoda; Insecta; Diptera; Psychodidae. Gene Ontology annotation, molecular function: integrin binding. The record is from RefSeq and is a predicted model, not a curated record. Bases 579 to 3983 code for a protein of 1134 amino acids. Gene Ontology annotation, cellular component: integrin complex; external side of plasma membrane. The transcript has 8 exons.
UGUGCCACGCCAUCGAAAUCAGUCGCAGAAAUACUCCGUAUGGGUGAGGUUGUGUUAAUCUGGGGUUUUAAUUCAUCCCAUUCCGUGCCAAAUUCUGAGAAGUGUCUUUGUUGUCCAUAGAAUUCGGCAGAAAUUAGUUUUAAUUUUAAAUACUGAUUAAAGUUUAAGUGAAAACCUACAACCACUGCACAAAGUUUUAAAAAUUUCAUAAUCUGUUAUCAAAACGCUAUCUUAUCUGUGAGUUACUUAGGAGACUGUUUAUAAAAUUCUACGUAUGUUUGUGAAUUAGAGUUCUUAUCAAAAAUUUAUUCAUACCUUCGUUAGUGUAGAGGAAACAUUUAGAGCCCGGCAAAAUAGUUUGGAAUAUAUUGUUUUGACAGAUCUCAUCCCAUUUGUACAACUUUAAAUUUAGUGUGAAUGGCGAUGAAAGCCGGUGAUACACAUAAAACGCUGUAAAAUCAAGGUGGUGACAUAUUUAUGUAAAAGUAGUUAACACGAUUGAAGGUAUGAAAUUAAACUGCCUAAUUGAAAGGGAGAGCAGUAUGAAUGAAUCAGUGAGCAUCUAGUUGAUAAACAAUAUGAAGAGUGUUAAUUGUGAAAAAGUGAGAAGAAUGAGCUUUCCUAGAAAAAUGAGUGUAUUCAGUUUAAGCAGCUUAUGUUUGCCAUCAAAGAAAUUGUUUAGUGUCUUUAUAUUGUUGAGUUUACAUUUAGUUAGUGGUUUUAAUUUGGAAAAUCGACUGCCAAUCAUAAAAUAUGGAGAGAAGGAUUCCUACUUUGGAUAUUCAGUGGCUAUGCAUGUUAUUGGAGAAAAGGAAAGUUCUGAUAACAGAAAAUGGUUGCUGGUAGGUGCUCCGCUUGGACAGAACUUGCAGCCUCAGACUAAUCAUUCAGGGGCUCUCUUCAAAUGUCCCAUCACUCAAAAUUCCAACGACUGCUCCCAAAUUAUAACCGAUGGUCGGAGAUUACCUGGCGGAGCUUAUGAACCUUCCUUUGACGAUGAGGAUACCAUAGAAAGUCUUGCGCCACCAAUUUGGGCAGAUGAACUCAAGGAUGAUCAAUGGAUGGGAGUUACGGUGAGGUCACAGGGGGCCAGUGGCAAAGUGUUAGUUUGCGCUCAUCGGUACAUUGCCAUAAUGGGAGAAUCUCGAUUUGGACAAGGACUGUGCUAUGUUCUCAGCAAUGAUCUCAAAUUUGAUGAGAUUUAUGAGCCGUGCAAAGGGCGCAGCACAGCCAGAGCUCACGAAGACUUUGGGUACUGUCAAGCUGGGACAUCUGGUGCUCUUUUGGAUGAUGACACUCUUGUCUUAGGAUCACCAGGUCCUCUGACUUGGCGUGGAAUGAUUUUUGUGAUUUCGGUUGGAGGAGAGUACCUGACAAGGGAUAAAACCAACUACUACUCUCCGCAUACCGACGCUUCCUCACCUGUGGACAAGUACAGUUACUUGGGUAUGGCAGUGACUGGAGGCCGAUACUUUGGUCCUCAUAUGUCUUAUGUCGCCGGCGCCCCGAGGUCCGCCGGCCAUGGUCAAGUAAUGAUUUUCUCAAAGGGAGACCCACCCACGUCCAAUCCCAUCAAUUUAACUGCCGUCCUCGACGGUGAGCAAUUUGCAUCGAGCUUUGGCUACGAACUUGCCACUGCGGAUGUAAAUGGGGAUGGACUUCCUGAUUUACUCGUGUCGGCACCCUUUUAUUUCUCCCGCGACGAAGGUGGUGCUGUGUACAUUUAUCAAAAUGAAAAUCAUCGACUUCCCGCAAUUCCAAAGCUAAAACUCACCGGAAAAUUGGAAUCUCGAUUUGGGCUGGCCCUGGCCAAUCUGGGAGACAUCAAUAAGGAUGGCUUUGAGGAUGUUGCAAUUGGGGCUCCUUAUGAAAAUGACGGAGUGGUGUAUAUUUAUCUGGGAUCUGAAAAUGGUCUCAAUAGGAAACCCAGUCAAAUCAUUACUGCUUCUAAUGUAAGAUCAUCUCUGAAGACCUUUGGCAGUUCUCUCUCAGGUGGAAUUGAUGUUGACAACAAUUCCUAUCCUGAUCUUCUAAUUGGAGCUUAUAGUUCUUCAGCUGCUAUUGUACUCCUGGCCAGACCAAUUACAAAUAUCACAACUCAAGUUGACGGAACGUAUUUGACGAAUAUUGAUCCAGCCAAAGCAGGAUGUCGCAGUGAUCCUGGAACUAAUUUGACGUGCUUCCAAUUUAGAGCGUGCUGCGCGAUUGAACAGAUGGAGACGUCCACUUCAUUCCAGUAUCUCAAUCUUGAGUACAUUAUCGAGGCGGAGACUUUCAACAAUCAGAAGAAAUUCAGCAGAGUCUUCUUUGGUCAGGACUUCAAGAAGCGCAGCAAUAUUGUGCGCCGGUCCAUUCAGGUCAAGAGCAAUGGACAGAUGGAUUGUAUUGAGGAAAUUGUGUACAUCAAAGAAGGCACAAGGGAUAUUCAGAGUCCCAUUAAAUUCCAUCUCAAUUAUACAUUUGUGGAACCAAGGCUGAAGGAUUCUGGACUCAUUGCUCUGAAUCCCAUUCUCAAUCAAGCUCAAGCUAAUCGGAAGUUUGAGGCGACUUUCCAGAAAGAUUGUGGCAGCGACGACAUCUGCGAGUCACAGCUCGAAGUCUCUGCUGAGCUGGAACUGCAGCAGGAGGACAAUCAGUAUACUCUUGUCCUGGGAGAGCGUGAUGAGCUUCAGUUGAAUGUGACAGUGACAAAUCAGGAGGACUCUGCGUACGAAGCCCAGUUAUUUAUUCAGCAUCAGCCAAGUGUCUCCUACAUCGCUGCCAUUCGCUCAGGAACGGUCAUCUGCAACAGAUUCAAUGAGACCAUUGUGGCAUGUACCCUUGGGAAUCCUCUCAAACGAGAUGGAGUAGCCAAGGUUACGGUGCGCUUCGAUCCAAGCGGCCUGGAGGACUCUGUGCCACGACUGAACUUCCGAAUCUGGGCCAAUUCAACUUCCAAGCAAAUAACUGAGCUUCCUCCCACGAUGUUGGAUGUGAAAGUGGCGAAGAAGGUUCAGGUGAGCAUCAAGGGCUGGGCCAGACCGGAACAGUCCUUUUACGGUGGAGAAAUCAAGGGCGAAAGUGCAAUGGAGUACUUUGACGAUGUCGGAACAGUUGUCCAUCAUACAUAUCAGAUUUACAAUGAUGGACCCUGGAAGGCUCCCUAUGUCGACGUUCGCAUCUUAUGGCCUCAUCAGGUGGCCAAUGACAAGGAGCAGGGCAAAUGGCUUCUGUACCUUGAGGAAGAGCCGACUAUAGAAGGUGCAAAUGGAUCUGGGGAGUGCUUCAGGAGUGGUGACAAGAUAAUUAAUCCACUGGGCUUUAAGAAGCGUGCCCUGAAUCUCCAACGUGGUUUCUUGGAUGAGGAUCUGCCUCCAGAACCCUAUAUUCGGCGUACACAUAACAAAUCCGCCUUGUACUCAGCUGCUAGCUAUGAAAAAUCCUCAAUGGGCUCGUCGAAGUUUGAGAGUGCUCCUGUGAAUCGCGUGAGGAGAGAUCAUGCCGUUGUCAUUCGAGCGGAUAGCCUCGUGGACAAGGAUGGUAAGAAGUCUGACGUGGUGCACAUGGAUUGUGCCCGGAAGACGGCCAAAUGUGUAGAAAUUCACUGCGCCAUCUACAAUAUGCCACGAAAAACGGAAGUUUAUAUCCAUGUUAAGGCCCGGCUCUGGAAUUCAACUCUUGUCGCUGACUAUCCUCGUGUUGAUCGGGUUCACAUUGUGUCAAGGGCGAGUAUCAGCAUUCCGGAACUGUAUGGGAUAGAACAGCCAAGGGGAAAUAAUUCUGCAGCUGUGGAUACUUUGGCGUAUCCGGAAUUGCUGGAUGUGGGCGGAGAUGGUCCAGUGCCUAUUUGGGUGUACAUUGUGUCAAUUGUGUUUGGUAUCCUGGUGCUAAUUAUUCUCAUCUUCAUUAUGUGGAAGUGUGGCUUCUUCAAGAGACGACGACCGGAUCCGACUCUGAGCGGGAAUCUCGAGAAGAGUGAGACGAAGCCUUUCAUAUCGAAGUAAGAGAUGAGGAAUAGCCUUAGAAAAAUUGUGAUUUGACUGUAUUUCUUUUCCAUUUAAAGGACAUCUGUUCCUAUUGAUUCUUAGCAAUAGGAAUAUUAUUGAUUUUUAAUGAUUGAAUUGAUUGAAUUUGCGAAUUCAUUCUCUUGGCUGAGAGAUUGUUAGGAAGUAUGAGGUUAUGUCGAUGGAACUUAAAAACAAGGUACCUUGAAUGAGAAAGCUCUGAUAUUUCUCGUCCGGUUGGGUAAUGAUGAUGUUCUUUUGAAAGGAUUCUUACUCUGUAGACUCCAUUAUUGUUAUUUUUUCACUGAAACACUCUGAAUAACUUUUGAGCUCUUUAUUUACGUCCAUUUUAUUCUGCGUCUAGUCCAAGUCUGCUGUUGACAGCCUGUCAAUCGUUUUUUUCGUCUCUUUGUCUGUUCUAAUUGCCCUCUCGCGGCAAUUACUGCGAAUAUCGUCCUUCUUCUUCUUCUUCUAUUUUAUGUAAGGCUGUCGGACUCACUCGGGUCCAUUAGCCAAAGUAAAGUACAGUAGACUCUCUCUCAAUCGGGAAUAUGGGGCAAAAUGUCAUCCGGUUUAGCGAUAGAAUUGAGCGUUAAAGCCUUUGUAAAUUCCACAAAAAGCGCUCAAUUAUAAAGAAUCACGAUAAAAUAGGAAGAACUACAGCGAAUUUGAGCGAAUUAGCUUCAUAAUUAAGCGUGAAAAUUGUCAACAAAAUUUGACGCCCGAUUGAAAAAGAGCCGAUUGAGUGAGAGUCUACGUAUCGUCCGUCUCGUCAUUUGACUCAAGUGUCAAAUAAAUCUGUUUGAAUAUCUUCAAAUAGACUCUGAUCAAUUCUGUGUGAUCUUCUACAGUGAAAAGUUAAACUUGAUAGUUCCUGAACGCAAUUGAAUUUUAUUUUAACAAAAAAAAUUCUGCGUAUUUGACAUUCAAAAUACGCCUUUUGGCCUUUGACGUUAAACUGCUCGUAACCUCAAUGUUUCAAUAAAAUCUCUCAGCCAAAUAGGACAAAGAGGUAAUUAAUCGUUAAUUUUUAAUGUUUUUAAUGCGAAAUAUUUCAGAAAUGUUAUGCUUAAUGGUACUUUUGAUAUAUAAUUUAUUAGAGUUUUCCCCCAUGCAUGGCAUUUCCAUUAAAAAGAAAAUCCCUGUAACCGUCUUAAUAGGAAAACAGUAACAAAUUUUUCUUAUAAAAUGUACUUAUUGGAACGUUUCCUACCAACUACAUAAUUUUAAAUAUUAGAAGUUUACACAACUUUUAUAUCUAUUUCCACGUAUAAUGUUAGAAUGUAUCGAAUGUAUACUUAAUCUGGGCGAAAGAAAAUAAAGAAUUUUUUUUAGUGAUUUUGCCAGAAUGCAGUAGUUUAUAAUUGUUUACGAUUUACAUUACAAGUUAAGAUUUGGGCCAAGGCUAUAGCGUAAAGGGCCAGGGAGAUAGCCUUUCAUACAGCGUAGAAUCAGAUUAGCCAUUUCGAAAUAUUAAAAUUAAAACACAACAGUGCAUUUAUUAAGUAAUAUUGUUAAUGGAGAACAUAAAAAAUUAAUUAUAUUUACUAGAUCAAAUAAAACACAAUUUGUAGAACAAUAAGUUGUACGAUGUUUUAUAAACUUCCUGAGCAUAAUGGUAAUAAAAAUUUAGCGCAGUAUUCGACUUAAAA